This is a messenger RNA of Vanrija pseudolonga, 1159 nucleotides long. It is a transcript of the gene coq5, whose product is annotated as 2-methoxy-6-polyprenyl-1,4-benzoquinol methylase, mitochondrial. Bases 70 to 1095 code for a protein of 341 amino acids. NCBI's taxonomy places the organism in Eukaryota, Fungi, Basidiomycota, Tremellomycetes, Trichosporonales, Trichosporonaceae. Gene Ontology annotation, biological process: ubiquinone biosynthetic process. Gene Ontology annotation, molecular function: methyltransferase activity. The record is from RefSeq and is a predicted model, not a curated record. The transcript has 5 exons.
UCGACACGAUCCGGCUUUCUCCUACAACCUGUUUGUCGACGUCUGCUAUUCCAUCGCACAACCAGAAAAAUGAGCCGCAACCUUCGUUUCGCCAGCAGCCUGCGCACAAUCGCCUCGGCGCCGCGUGCCGUUGGCGCCCGCGCCGUCUCGAGCGCAGCCGGCUCGGCGCCUUCGCUGCCGCCUUCGCCCGAGGCGACUUCCUCGACCGCCUCGUCGUCGUCGACCGCCGGCCGGACGACGCACUUCGGCUUCAAGGACGUCCCGGAGGAGGACAAGGAGUCGCUGGUUGGCGGCGUCUUCUCGUCUGUCGCGUCAAAGUACGACAUUAUGAACGACACCAUGUCGGCCGGCAUCCACCGGCUGUGGAAGGACGACUUUGUCGCCUCGGUCCUCCCCCGCCUGCCGCCCAGCGUGCACCGCAACCCUGUGCGCGCGGACGGCACCCAGGCCCCCGACCACGAGCCCGCCGCUCCCGCGCCGUUCAAGGUGCUCGACGUUGCCGGCGGCACUGGCGACAUUGCGCUCCGUCUCCUCGACCGCGCGCGCGAGAAGUUUGGCAGCAGGGAUAUCGAGGUCGAGGUCGUUGACCUCACGGAGGGCAUGCUGCACGAGGGACGGAAGCGUGUUGCCCAGGGUAUCUACUACAACACCCCCCAGAUCACCUUCACCCAGGGCAACGCCCAGGCGCUCCCAGAGCACAUCAAGGACAACUCGAUCGACCUGUACACCAUUGCGUUCGGUAUCCGCAACUGCACGUCGUUGCCUGCUGUCCUGAGCGAGGCGUACCGCGUCCUCAAGCCCGGAGGCCGCAUCGGUGUCCUCGAGUUUGGCAAGGUCACCAACCCCCUUCUCAAGGAGAUCUACCGCCAGUACUCGUUCCAGGUCAUCCCCGUCAUGGGCCAGAUCAUCGCCGGCGACCACGCCUCGUACCAGUACCUCGUCGAGUCGAUCGAGCGCUUCCCCAGCCAGCCCGACUUUGCCCAGCUUGUUCGCGAUGCCGGCUUCCAGACUGGUGCCAUGCGCGAGGGCAAGGGCGGCGCCUGGACGGACUACACGUUCGGUGUGGCGACCAUGUGGACCGGUGUCAAGGCUUAGAAAGCCACAUAGGGUGUAGCGAUAGAUUGGUAUAGGCGAGCAUAGAUGCACUCCUCUUGACUGA